This is a messenger RNA of Scheffersomyces coipomensis, 2007 nucleotides long. RefSeq lists its product as uncharacterized. The record is from RefSeq and is a predicted model, not a curated record. Lineage: Eukaryota; Fungi; Ascomycota; Pichiomycetes; Serinales; Debaryomycetaceae. The transcript has a single exon. Bases 1 to 2007 code for a protein of 668 amino acids.
AUGGUAGGGGUGCUAUCUUUUGUUGAUGGAUAUAUUCAAGUUCUACGAGUUCGUGAUACAACUACAACUUCUUCAUCUUCAUCAGUUUCUAGUUUAAAUUUUAAUUCAACUUAUCAAUCUUCAUCUACUUCGCAUAUUUCUACCACAGAUAGCAGCAGCGGCAGCAGCUCCAGUUACGACUCCGCGACAUUAUCAGAUCAGACAUUUUCUACCACGAUCCCUAGUACUUCUAAUUUUAACUCCCAUUUUUCCUCAACCCCCCCUUCCUCAAGUUCUUCCAUCCUGUCGUCUCCAACCACUAUAUCUAGCUCUACUAAUAGUAGUCUGCUAUCGUCGUCCUCGACAGAAGAAUCAUCCUCAUCAUCAUCAACAAUAUCGUCUUCAUCUUCAUUAUUGGAAAGUUCAAGUUUAGUGGCCUUAACUUCCUCAUCCGUCAUUUCUUCUGAUACUUCUUUAUUAUCAGCCACUAGUACACAAUUGUCUAGCGAGUCAAGUUCACUGUUUCUGGCUUCUUCAAGUAUGGCAAGUAGUACCAGCUCUUCAUUUUCAAGUGAAGAGUCUUCUUCAAGUAUUUCUUCUUCGGAACCAUCUUCAUCUUCAGCUAUAGAGUCAUCUUCAAGUUCGUCAGGGUUUUCCUCGUCUUUAUCAUCCUCAUCUGAAUUUUCUAGUUCUUCAAGUUCUUCAGAAUUCUCAAGUUCUUCAAGUUCAAUAGAAAACUCUUCUAGCUCUGAGUUUUCAUCAUCUGCUUCAUCUUCAGAAUUCUCAUCAUCUUCAACUUUAAUAAGUUCGAGUGAAUCCUCAUCAUUCUCAGCCUCGGAGUCGUCAUCUUCUAUUUUCUCAUCUUCAGUAGAAACUUCGAGUACAUUUUCUUCAGAAGUGCCAUCAUCUAGUACAGAUUUUUUUGCAUUCACUUCUUCAACAACCACUCCAAGUACAAGUUCAACUAUAGAAGAAUCUACUUCAUCAUAUACUUCAAGUUCAUCAUCUAUAACUGCAGUAUUAUCAAGCUCUCAUACCACUUCAUUUUUAACAUCUUUUACUUCCACUAUUAGUAUUUCUCCAGAUACUACUAUUACAACUGUAAUUACGAUUCCAACCUCAGCUGUUGAGCCAGUUUCAUCGCCAGCUGAGUCUACCACAGAACGAAAUUCAAAAUUAAUUGGAGGAUUAGUAGGGUCUAUUGGAGGUACUAUUGUCAUUGGAACUUUAGUGGUUUUAUUUCUCUUCCUUAAAAGAAGAAGACAAAAUUCAUUCAAGAAUCAAUCUCCUGAUUUUGAUGAUUCUCCAGAAUUACCUGAUAGAAAUGGUGGUUUAGGAUUACUUUCAAGUGAAAGUGAUGGCUCUGGAAUGACUGAUUCCAAAUUUGGAUUUAAGAAAUUAUUCGGAUCUAAAUUAUAUCCAAAUCCAUCUACAACUGCCAUUGGUGAUGGAGUUGGUAUUGGAUUAGCGGGAGUUGGAGCUUCAAGGGCUGUAACUCAAGCUAAUUAUGGUGGUACUGGAAAUUCUAAUCAAUUCACUCAUCCUACUGAUUUUGGUCAAAAUGCUAAUGGAGAUUUCGAAUAUAGAGGUGUUGCUAGUAGUAAUUUAGAUUCAUUAUUUAAAACAUCUAAUUCAUCCCUGGGUUCAACUACAAGAAGAGCAUCAUCAAAUCUUGGUAAAUCAAGUUCAUCAGCUAGUAAUACACCUUCUGAUGGUAGAACCACUCGAUUAAAUUCAUUUGGACAUCCAUUAGCGGCUCCUGAUCAUUUCAAUUUUAAUGAACAUGAUGAUGAAGAUCAAGCUCAACAUUUAGGUUCACCUGAUGAACAUCAUGAAGAUGUGUUUAAAUCAGAUAGUUCCAAUUAUGAUACUGAUUCUGAUUCUCAUUUCAAUCAAUCCGAUUAUGAUUUUGAUCAACAUGGUUUAGCCAAUACUACCGGUAAUAUUCUUAAUCCUCAUCAUGUCUUUGGUGAGACUGAACAAGGAAGUAACAAUUCUCGAUCUUACUUUGCUGAACAAAUUGAUUAA